AGAUAUUGAACUGUCGGACCAAAAUGAGCCCAUUAUGGAUACACAGUAGGGACUGGGCCAAGUGGCCCAUCCAAUAGAUGUGGGCUUUUGGUCUUGUGCUAAAAACUAGCCAAAUUCUGACAAACAAACCUACGAAAGUUGACCGCCAAUGGCACUGGAAAACGAAGCAGUUGAAUUAUCAACAAGCGAAGGAGAGAAACAAACGGUAUACCAUUCCCUGAAUUCCAUGAAUGCAAAAUCAGAUAUACGAUAUCUUCCAGGAAUUUAAUGCUCAUAAUUGCCAUAAAUAAGCAAUUAAAUACCAAUCAAACAAAAUUUUUAAUCACGGCUUUUCUUGAAUCCAAUGGUUACUUUUCCCAGUCUCAAACAAUUCAACACGAGGUGAUUUUCAAUCCUAAGGUGAACGAGAAGAACCGUAUCCCAUCCCCACACGGCGGCCGGGGUGCUUUACCCUCCGAAGGCGGCUGCCCCUCCGAUGUCCUCUUCCUUGCUGGCGGUGGCUUUGAUUUUCUUUGUAGUUUAAGUAAGCCAUUUUUGUUCCCUGUGUUUGAAUUUUAAACGAUAGGAUAGAAGAAGACACGAACGCGUAAAUACGCAUAGAUCCAGGAGGGACGGGAUGUCUAUAGAAAGGAUGUUGACUAUAAAACGGGUGCCAACCGUGCUCUCUAAUUAUCAAGAGAAUGCUUCAUCUGAGGACCUGGAAAGCAAGGCUCGAGGAUGUGACCGCAAUUGCCUUGGAAAGUGCUGCUUCCCUGUUUCCAAGCUACCUAUCUAUGCAUUCAAGAAUGUGGAGCAUGAGAUGGUUGAGAAUGGCAUUGACUUGUCUUGUGGAAGAGGACCUCCAAUGUCCUUUUUAAAUAAUUUGUUGUUGGGACAGUGGGAGGAGCGCAUGAGUAGGGGCCUUUUUAGGUAUGAUGUGACCACCUGUGAGACAAAGGUCAUUCCAGGCAAAUAUGGUUUUAUUGCACAGCUGAACGAGGGGCGUCACCUUAAGAAACGAGCUACAGAAUUUCGUAUUGAUCAAGUUCUUCAGCCAUUUGAUGAUAACAAGUUCAACUUUACAAAAGUGGGCCAAGAGGAAGUCCUCUUCAGGUUUGAACCAAGCAAGAACAAUGAGAUGCAUUACUUCCCAAGUUCAGCAGUUGAUGAUUCUUCUGGCGCACCUAAUGUUGUUGCCAUCAAUGUGAGUCCUAUUGAAUAUGGGCAUGUGCUUCUGAUACCUCGUGUACUUGAUUGCUUCCCUCAGAGAAUUGAUCAUGAAAGUUUCUUGCUUGCUCUUCACUUAGCCAGAGAAACAGCAGAUCCGGCCUUUAGAGUGGGUUAUAAUAGUUUGGGUGCAUUUGCCACCAUCAAUCACCUCCACUUUCAGGCAUAUUACUUGUCACUUCCAUUACCAAUAGAGAAAGCACCAACUUGCAGAUUAAUGGCCAUCAAGGAACCAAGUGAUACCAGGGUGUCAGUAUCUAAGUUAUUGGAUUAUCCUGUGUCUGGUCUUGUUUUUGAGGGUGAAUGCACGUUGCACAAUUUAUCUGAUGCUGUUGCCAAUUCCUGUGUUUUCCUCCAAAAUAAUAAUAUUCCUUUCAACGUACUAAUAGCUGAUUGUGGCAGAAGAAUAUUUUUGCUACCUCAGUGUUAUGCCGAGAAACAAGCACUUGGAGAAGUAGGACAGGAGCUUCUGGACACUCAAGUGAACCCCGCUGUUUGGGAAAUCAGUGGCCACAUAGUGCUUAAGAGAAGAAAGGAUUACGAUGAAGCAUCUGAACAAUACGCUUGGAGUCUUCUUUCCGAGGUUUCUCAAUCCGAGAAGAGGUUUCAGGAGCUGACGCAAUUUAUUGCUGAGGCAGCUGGUUUCUUGCAUGUAGAGAAUGACGUCACAGCAAACCAUGAGUCUGGUGUGCCACGAGCCACUUCACAUCUUCCUAAAGAUUGUCUCGUGCAGCAUUGAUGCAUGUGGCUUGCAAUGUGUAACGCGCCUCUGCUAGUCGUCUAUGGCGGUUGGUUAUAGUAUGAGUAGAAAGUUUGUUUGCGUUUUAAGCAAACUAGAAACUUCCUCGACUGGUCUGUUGUUAUAGUGAUAUUUGGAAACUGUCUUGUGAACCAUAUUUCCGUAUACAUAUUUUUCCUCUAAUUGGUUCCUUUCU
This is a messenger RNA of Olea europaea var. sylvestris, 2141 nucleotides long. RefSeq names its product GDP-L-galactose phosphorylase 1-like. The record is from RefSeq and is a predicted model, not a curated record. Lineage: Eukaryota; Viridiplantae; Streptophyta; Magnoliopsida; Lamiales; Oleaceae. Gene Ontology annotation, biological process: glucose metabolic process. Gene Ontology annotation, cellular component: cytoplasm. The transcript has 5 exons. The coding region runs from base 617 to 1945 and encodes 442 amino acids. Gene Ontology annotation, molecular function: GDP-D-glucose phosphorylase activity.